CAACAAGAGCAGAGCAAAGGCUCAGUUCCAAGAUCCAGCCCCAAGGUACACCAUAUUUAUCCUGAUUCUCUCCAGGAGUCUGGGGACAGGCAGCUGCCCAGGAGGGUUCCUUCAAGUUUCCUGUUAACUCAUCUUGAGCAUGGAGCGAUCCACGAGGGAGCUGUUUCUCAACUUUACCGUGGUCCUCAUAACUGUAAUCCUCAUGUGGCUGCUAGUGAGAUCAUAUCAAUACUAAGAAGUUGAAGAUGGCUUUCCUGAGAUUGACCAGCACAGAAGAACCCUCAAGCAUAGGAGCUCUCCUAUGCUGUAGGAUGCCUUGGCAUGCUCUUGUCUGAAAUUACUUGUACCUAGAUGUAGCUACGGUGGGAUGAAGAUUUUCCCUUUGUGGAAACAUUUCUCUGGCCUUUGCUAAUGUUGUAGGGCUCUAUGCUUCUGUGAUCUGUGGCAAUGUGAUUUCAUGUUUUCCCAAAAUCUCUGUCAGAAGUCUGAAAAAAGUUGUCAAAAGUUGUCUUCAAGUGGGUAUUGGAUGUGCUUUCUGACACUACAGAUGUUAAUAAAGCCACUUGUUUGAAAGGGAUCACUAUGAAACAGGAUUGUACCAUGUGCUGUGUCCAUCCUUCCACAGCUUCUAUGCCUCUAUGCCAGCCUCUCUUCAACUCUCAGAAAGAAAUGUGAUAUAACUAGUCCACUAUGGCUGUCAUUUAAAUAAAAAAAAUUUA
Molecule: messenger RNA, 719 nt
Organism: Gracilinanus agilis (Agile Gracile Mouse Opossum)
Lineage: Eukaryota; Metazoa; Chordata; Mammalia; Didelphimorphia; Didelphidae
Gene: SLN
Product: sarcolipin
Exons: 2
Coding region: 140-235 (31 amino acids)
Cellular component (GO): membrane
Molecular function (GO): enzyme regulator activity
Source: RefSeq, a predicted model, not a curated record